Messenger RNA from Mytilus trossulus (common blue mussel), 3411 nucleotides. RefSeq names its product adenosine 3'-phospho 5'-phosphosulfate transporter 1-like. Gene Ontology annotation, molecular function: 3'-phosphoadenosine 5'-phosphosulfate transmembrane transporter activity. Bases 126 to 1508 code for a protein of 460 amino acids. The transcript has 4 exons. The record is from RefSeq and is a predicted model, not a curated record. Gene Ontology annotation, cellular component: Golgi membrane; endoplasmic reticulum membrane. NCBI's taxonomy places the organism in Eukaryota, Metazoa, Mollusca, Bivalvia, Mytilida, Mytilidae. Gene Ontology annotation, biological process: transmembrane transport.
UUAUUCAUUACGGUUCACGUGUCACAUACAUAAAUAAACUAAACAACUUUCUGUUAAAGUGAUAGUGAUACGGUUCAGACCGAGAAUGAACAAUAAGAGGAGUUUUACAGUAAAAAAAAAAUAACAUGAAACCUUCUCACAAAAGGGCAGCUUCUGUUGCCAUCAUGUGGUUUGUUAUCUUGGUUAUUAUAAACGUCAUAUUGCCAUGUGUUCUGGGAGAGGAAUCACAGUCAGGAGACGGCACCCAUUGGAUGGAUUUCUGGGUUGUUCGUCUUCUAUUAAACCUCUUAGGCUAUGCAACAAUAUUUGUACCUGGUUACUUGUUGAUGAGAUACUUGAGGAAUAUCAGAUACAAUGAAACAGCUGGAAAUUCUAUACUCAAUGAAGGUGGAGAAAUUGGUAAAGCUCCUUCUUUUCUAUCCAACCUGAUAAAACAUUGUGUGUUUGGAAAUGAUGACAAAGUCAGCUUGGAGAAUGCAGAGGAAGGUGGUGAAAGUCCUUCAGGGACAGAAGAAUCUCAUAAUCCAAUGAAAAGAGGUUUUACUUUGGUCUUUUGUUUAGUGGGCCUACAAGGGGCUUAUCUGACAUGGGGUGUACUUCAAGAGAGAAUAAUGACAUUUGAGUAUGGAAAAGAGGAUGGGCAAGGCGAAUUCUUCAAAAACUCUCAGUUUUUAGUUUUCAUCAAUCGAAUUCUAGCAUUUAUCAUUGGAAUGACAGUAAUAUUUUUACGACGACAGCCACAUCAUACAACUCCACUAUACAAAUACUCAUUCAGCUCAUUUUCAAACAUUAUGAGUAGCUGGUGUCAGUAUGAAGCACUAAAGUUUGUUAGUUUUCCUACACAGAUUCUAGCAAAAGCAUCAAAAGUCAUACCUGUUAUGUUAAUGGGAAAAGUUGUAUCAAAAAGAACAUACCAAUACCAUGAGUAUAUAACUGCUGGUAUGAUAUCAGUUGGUGUAACAUUGUUUCUACUCAAUAGUGGUGACGUGACCAGGCACAAAGGAAGCGUGACAACAAUAUCUGGAGUCAUACUACUGGCAGGUUAUAUGGCCUUCGACAGUUUUACAUCAAACUGGCAAGGAGAGUUGUUCAAACGUCACAAGGUUUCCUCUAUACAGAUGAUGACAGGAGUCAAUAUGUUUUCCUGUUUACUAACUGGGGUCUCACUUCUUGAACAGGGAGGCUUUUUUGACUCAUUUGCAUUCAUGGCAAGACAUCAUUUAUUUGUUGUUCAUGCAAUUGUUUUAAGUUUAUGUUCAGCGGGUGGGCAGCUUUUUAUAUUCUACACAAUUUCACAGUUCGGAGCUGUGACAUUCACAAUAAUAAUGACUUUACGACAAGCCUUUGCUAUCUUGUUAUCAUGUGUUAUAUACGGACAUCCUGUUACCUUUAUAGCGUUGAUAGGUAUAGUCAUUGUGUUUGUUGCCUUAUUUUUACGUAUCUAUGCAAAUCAGAAAAAGAAAUCUCAAAAUCCAACCAGUUCAACUACAACAACUUCAAAGGUCUGAAAUAUCCAAUAAUUCUUUUAUAUGAAUGGAAGCUUUAUAUAUUUUAAGGUAGAGUUUUAGUUAUUAGUAAAACUAUUGAAACAAAAAUUGUUAAAUUUUGAGACAGUAAUUUUAUAAGAAAUCUGGAGUCUUAAUUUGUAAUGUUUAAUUAAGAAGUUGUUACAUUUUGAGUGUUUAUUUUUAUGAAAAAUCAGAAGUCUUGGUAUGAUAAACUAUUAAGACAAAAAGUUGUUACAUUUAUAUGAGAAAUCUGCAGUCUUAAGUUUUGUUAUAGGGUUGAGUUAUUAAUAGAGUUUAUUUGCACUAUAGAGGGUGAAAAUAAUGGAUAAUUGCUGCAUUGCUUGUUUUUUGUUUAUAAUCAAUUGCUCAUAUUUAUAUAUAAACCAUAAAUCCAUUUUUUUUUAUUCUUCUACAGAAACAUAAUUUUAUUCUUUGUAAUAUUUGAAAAUCUCAUAUUUGGAUAGAACAUUGCUUUUGUAUUUGAUUGAGGGCAUUCAAAAGAUGUCUGCUUAUUGUGAACAUUGAUGAAUGGCUAACGUAAAACCAUGACGGCAUUGUCUGUAAAAUAUUUAUGUAUUCAACAGAAAAUAAAUCAGUGUAUUGUCAGUUUGAAUCUAUUGUUUAAAUUUCUACAUUCCUUUUCAACAGACAUACAUAUUUAUUAUCAAUUUGUUUGAUGUGUCUAUUAACUUUUGAUAGUUGUGAAUAGAGUAGAUGUGUGUUUUUUAACAUUGAUAUUAUUUUGUUUAGUCAUCUAAUUUUAGGCAUCUAUAUGAUUGAUAAUUUACUGCUGUUCUCUGUCAGAAUGAUAUAAAACUGUUUGAUGAAAUUGCUUUAAAACUUUGAAGGAUCAGUUCUAGCUGCUGUAUUUUAACAAAUAAUUAAAUUCUUAUUGAAAAAUAUUCUUUAGGUCAAACCUUAACUGGAGCUGUUGAGGUCAUUUCCUUAGAAGUCAAAUUCUGGACCUUACAAAUCAUCACUAGUGACUCCUGUCAUUACUUACCAUGAAUGAAUACUGAAUCAUUUCAGUAUUCUCAAAGAACCCUACAUGUACAAAAAUUAGUUUAAAUAUUAAUAAAUUUUAUAGACAAGAAUUGCUUGUCAAUCCUGAAAAUAGAAAUUUAAAGAAAAGACAUUAAGUAUUUUGUUCUACAAACUGUUUAAUAGUACAAAUGCAUCAUACUUUGAAACCGGUUUAAUGGGAUUUUUCUUUAAUUCAAAUUAACUUGAUUUCAUUUGUACAUUCAGUAUUAGAACACAUUUAAAAUUAGGUAGUUUUUUCCUUUUGUUAAUUUGAUAAUCAAAAUUAACAUGUUUUAAAUGUAUAUGUGAACCUCUAGAUGAUUAAUUAGUUGAGCAUGUAUUUAUUUUAGGGUGUAUACUGUAUACACUUGAUGACUUAAGUAUAAAAAUGAGGGGCAGUUUUUAUAUAUAUUAUAACCCUUUAGAUAUGUAAUCUUUAGGCUCCCAAUGUAUGCUUAAUUUCCCUUCACCUCCCUCUCUUUAUAGACAAUAUUUGAUAUUCAAAUACCUAAUAGUUCAUCUAUGGAUGUUAUAGUUUUUUGGUUUUUUUUUAUAUAUAAUUUACCCUUUUCGUCCUAUACUUAUUAACCUGAUUCCAUAUAUUGAUACCUUAUUGUUUGUGGAGGAUACCAUUGUUUUCCUUAUCUCUUUAAUUUUAGUCUGGUUCAAAUCUCAAGAAUACAUCCAGUAUUUGCCAGGUAUAAGAAUUAUACUUUUUGUUUAAUGCACAAAAACCAUGACUGCUUUAUACAACUUUUGCAUGAAGGUUCACAGAUUAUUUUUUUCUUUGGAAAAUUUGUCUAUUUUAGUUGUUGAUAAAUAUUUAACCAGAUGCUCCGCAGGGCGUAGCUUUAUACGACCGCAGAGAUUGAACCCUGAA